Messenger RNA from Neospora caninum, 2016 nucleotides. RefSeq names its product Heat shock protein 70, related. The transcript has a single exon. The record is from RefSeq and is a predicted model, not a curated record. Lineage: Eukaryota; Apicomplexa; Conoidasida; Eucoccidiorida; Sarcocystidae. Bases 1 to 2016 code for a protein of 671 amino acids. Gene Ontology annotation, cellular component: cytoplasm. Gene Ontology annotation, molecular function: ATP binding; ATP-dependent protein folding chaperone; ATP hydrolysis activity. Gene Ontology annotation, biological process: cellular response to unfolded protein; protein refolding.
AUGGCGGAUUCUCCUGCUGUGGGUAUCGACCUUGGCACCACCUACUCUUGCGUAGGUGUGUGGAAGAACGAUGCCGUGGAAAUUAUCGCCAAUGACCAGGGGAACAGGACGACCCCGUCCUACGUUGCGUUUACUGACACGGAGAGACUUGUCGGUGAUGCUGCCAAGAACCAAGUGGCACGCAACCCGGAAAACACUAUUUUCGAUGCCAAGCGCCUGAUCGGUCGCAAGUUUGAUGACCCGUCCGUGCAGUCGGACAUGAAGCAUUGGCCAUUCAAGGUCAUUGCUGGUCCGGGAGACAAGCCGCUGAUUGAAGUUACUUACCAGGGGGAGAAAAAGACGUUCCACCCGGAAGAGGUUUCAGCCAUGGUGUUGGGCAAAAUGAAGGAAAUCGCGGAAGCGUACUUGGGGAAGGAUGUCAAGGAAGCCGUCAUUACGGUGCCCGCCUACUUCAACGACUCGCAGCGUCAGGCGACCAAGGAUGCUGGUACUAUUGCAGGCCUCAGUGUCCUGCGUAUCAUCAACGAGCCUACCGCGGCUGCCAUCGCGUACGGUCUGGACAAGAAAGGCUGCGGAGAGAUGAACGUCCUCAUCUUCGACAUGGGUGGCGGUACUUUCGAUGUGUCGUUGCUGACAAUUGAAGACGGUAUCUUUGAAGUGAAGGCAACAGCAGGAGACACUCACCUUGGUGGAGAAGAUUUCGAUAACCGCCUGGUGGAUUUCUGCGUCCAGGACUUCAAGCGCAAGAACCGCGGCAAGGAUAUCAGCACCAACAGCCGCGCCCUUCGCCGCCUGCGUACCCAAUGCGAGCGCACCAAGAGAACUCUCUCCAGCAGCACUCAGGCAACCAUCGAAAUCGAUUCUCUCUUCGAAGGCAUUGACUACUCUGUGUCCAUCUCUCGUGCACGCUUCGAGGAGCUUUGCAUGGAUUACUUCCGCAACUCCCUGCUGCCAGUCGAAAAGGUCCUGAAGGAUUCUGGCAUUGACAAGCGCUCGGUCAGCGAGGUUGUGUUGGUUGGCGGGUCGACCCGUAUUCCCAAGAUCCAGCAGCUCAUCACCGACUUCUUCAACGGAAAGGAGCCCUGCAGGUCCAUCAACCCCGACGAGGCGGUUGCGUAUGGCGCCGCUGUUCAGGCAGCUAUUUUGAAGGGAGUUACCAGCUCCCAAGUGCAAGACUUGCUUCUUCUCGAUGUUGCCCCCCUCUCCCUCGGACUGGAGACUGCUGGUGGUGUCAUGACGAAGUUGAUCGAGAGAAACACGACCAUCCCCACCAAGAAGUCGCAGACCUUCACCACCUACGCCGAUAACCAGCCAGGAGUGUUGAUUCAGGUGUACGAAGGUGAGCGUGCGAUGACAAAGGACAACAAUCUCCUUGGCAAGUUCCAUUUGGAUGGUAUCCCACCUGCGCCACGCGGUGUUCCCCAGAUCGAAGUUACCUUCGAUAUUGAUGCCAACGGUAUCAUGAACGUCACAGCCCAAGAUAAAUCCACAGGCAAGAGCAACCAAAUUACCAUCACGAACGACAAAGGCCGUCUUAGCGCGUCCGAAAUUGACCGUAUGGUGCAAGAAGCCGAGAAGUACAAGGCCGAGGAUGAGCAGAACAGGCAUCGUGUGGAAGCAAAGAACGGUUUGGAGAACUAUUGCUACCACAUGAGACAGACCUUGGACGACGAAAAGCUUAAGGAUAAAAUCUCCGCUGAAGACAGGGAGACCGCAAACAAAGCCAUCCAGGACGCGCUUGACUGGUUGGAUAAGAACCAACUUGCAGAGAAAGAGGAGUUUGAGGCCAAGCAGAAGGAAGUCGAAUCGGUGUGCACGCCUAUUAUCACGAAGUUGUACCAGGCAGGGGCAGCAGCAGGCGGUAUGCCUGGUGGCAUGCCUGGAGGCAUGGGCGGCAUGCCUGGAGGCAUGGGUGGUAUGCCUGGAGGCAUGGGCGGCAUGCCCGGUGGAAUGCCCGGUGGAAUGCCUGGAGGCAUGGGAGGCUCUGGCGGCCCCACCGUGGAAGAAGUUGACUAA